Messenger RNA from Symbiodinium necroappetens, 459 nucleotides. The record is from the annotation of a GenBank genome assembly. NCBI's taxonomy places the organism in Eukaryota, Dinophyceae, Suessiales, Symbiodiniaceae.
AUGGCCAUCCAGCGUGCAGAAGCCGAGACCAGGAUGCAGCUGGAAUCGGCUCGACAGCUCCGAAUCGAGGCUUUCAAGGCAGCGCAGGAAGCGCAGCACUUGAAGUCUGAGUCCUCAGAGGCAGCCCUUGUCCUGAGCGAGUGCAAGGCAGCUUUGGAAGAGCAUGAUGCAGACGAAGAGAGGCAGAGUGAGCUGGUUGAAGAGAACUCCGAGAUGGAGGCAGCCCUGACAAGUGAGACAGCUAUCGUUCACGAGUUGCGGAGUCUUUGCACCUCAGAGUCCAAAUGCUACAGCGUUGCUAUGCAUGAAUGUGAUGCAUUACGACGAGAGCUGCAUGACCUCACUCGCAUCUUCCCAGUGCCAAGUCCUGGUCAAGCAGCAGGUGGUUAUCCUAUUUUAAGUCCGCCAACCUCCACGAGCAACGCAAGCGGACGAAGUCCUUCCAGCAUGGCAAGAUGA